GCGUGGACAAGAGGAGGCUGAAAAAGCAGCGUUCAAGAAAAUCCAUCUGUAUGUGUGUUGUUGUUGGUGCGCCGUUGCGAAAAAUACAACCAAUUUUCAUGUAUUUGCACAAAACGUUGGUUACAUAAAAAUAAGAAAAAAUCCUCGAGUAACCAAAUAAAUUUUAGCGCAAAUCUUAACACAAUACUGCUACGAACAUUCAAAAAGCAAAUAUAAAAAUGUUGUACCAACGCAGUUGAUUAAGACAAACACAAAAAACAAAAAACCAAACCAAACAAAACCAAAUAUAAUAAAUAAAACAAAUAACAACCAAAACCAACACUAAAUAAAUUUAAUAAUAAAAGUAUUCAUAACAAUAAGCGUUUAAGCCCUAAGAACUAAUAGUUUAAAAGUCUAACUGACAGACAGACAGACAAAGAGAGAGAGAGAGAGAGACACCCUCCUUUGACCUGGUGCAACCGAAACUGAACAGUACUUAAAACCAACACAAAAAAAAAACAAGCUCGAAAAUGGCCGAAAAGAAGAUUGGUGAAUACUAUUCUCCGCCGCCAAAGAUGGGCAAAUGGGAGGGUUUCAGAAAAUUCAUAUGGAACAGUGAAACUAGCCAAUGCCUUGGACGCACCGGUUCCAGUUGGGCAAAAAUUUUACUUUUCUACAUUAUAUUCUAUGCGGCGUUAACCGGAUUCUUUGCUGCCAUAUUUGCUGUGUUUUAUCAAACGUUGGAGGCUGAUAAGCCGAAAUGGAUGCUUGACAAUGGAUUGAUUGGAUCAAAUCCAGGACUUGGCUUUCGACCAAUGCCCCCAGAGGCGAAUGUUGAGAGCACAUUAGUUUGGUACGAAUCAUCGAAGGAACAUAACUAUAAGUAUUGGGUUGAUGAAACUGCACGAUUUCUGAAAUCUUAUGAUGAUGUACCUAAGGAGAAUCAAGUGAACUGUUCAUUCGAGAAUCCGCCAACAGGCGGCAAAGUAUGCGGCGUUGAGGUUCACAGCUUUGCGCCCUGCACUAUCGAUAAUAAUUUUGGCUAUCAUGUCUCAAGGCCCUGCAUAUUCCUCAAGUUGAACAAGAUCUAUAAUUGGGUACCGGAAAUUUACAACGAUUCAACGAAAUUGCCCGCUGACAUGCCCGAGGAUUUGAAGCAGCACAUCAAGCAAAAGCAGACCCUACGACCAAAUGAGAUUGGUGUUGUUUGGGUAUCGUGUGAGGGAGAAAAUCCUGCCGAUGUGGAGAACAUUAAAGCUCGUGAUUAUUAUCCCCGCAUGGGUUUCCCCCAUUAUUACUUCCCGUUCAAAAAUGAUGCUGGCUACAUUCCGCCAAUUGUUGCUGUUCAAUUUACUGUUGAAACCGGCGUCUUGAUCAACAUUGAGUGCAAAGCCUGGGCUAAAAACAUUCAUCAUGAUCGCUCGGAUAGGAGAGGAUCCGUCCAUUUUGAGUUAAUGGUCGACUAAGAGAAACGCAAUGGAACAGUAUCAUGAAGCAGCUUCACAAGCUACAAAGAAAAGCAACAGAAAGGAAGUACGGCAAGGCAGUGGAAUGAAGGAAGGAAGGAAGGAUGUUCAGAGGAAAAAAUGGAUCCGAUAAGGGAUGCAAGUGGAGGUGGCUCGAAAUAGGCAUACAAAAAAUGAAGAUUAAGAUGAAAGUUAAGCAAAGUCACGUUUAAUAAAAAAUAUAAACGGUGACAAACCACACACAAAAAAAGUAGCAGCAAGAAAACCAAAAAAAAAAAAAAAAAAGAACAAAGGCAAAAUAAAAGCUAAAGUAAUAUAAUAAUGAAAAAUAAAUACAGCAACAACCAAAGAAAAAAAACUAAAACAAAGCUACAAGAAUAAAAAUAAAAGCAAAAAAAAAAUAAAUAAAAAUAAUAUUACUAAAUCUAGCGCUAAAAUGCUAAAACUACCCAACGCUAUCAAAACGCCCACACUCAAUUACACACAUCUACACAAACCCAUACACAUACAGACGAAAAUACAAACUUAAUUUGUUAGGAGAAUUUUAUUUAGUUAACAAUUUAGGCAAAAUAGAAAAUGGUUAAAAUUGGCAAGUCACAUAAUUUAGCGCAAAUAUGAUAAUAAACAAAAAAAAAAGUAUAAAUAAAAACAAAUUGUUGUUAACAAAUUCUGUUUUGUUUUUGGUGUAAUUUAAUAAAGAUAUAAACGACAAACAGCGCAGCGAACAAAUUAUAAAAAAAAAAUGAAUGCAGCAACUGUUCUUAAAUCAAGGAGACACGUGUUAUAAAAAAAAAUUAUUUAUAUUUAUAAUAUUUAAAAGAAAUACUUAUAUAUAUAAAAAGAAAGCUAAAAGAUAAUACAUACAAAAUUGGAAUGCAUAUAUAAACACAACAUAUGUAUACAAACAUACAUAAUUGCAUACAUUAGUUCCAAAAUUCCAAAGACCCAAUAUAAUUUGUUUAAAUUUAUUUUAAAUUUAAACAGGCGACAUUAAUUUCAUAAACAGCAAAAUCAAAUCAUAAAGAAAUGUAUAACUUCAUAUUUCUAAAGCAAACAUAACUGUAGAAUAAAAAAAAAAAAAACAAGUGAAUGAGAAUAACUGCAAGGCAAAGUAAAAGAACAAGAAAACCAAGGCGCAGAAUAUUUGAUACACACAAAAUAAACAAAAGCAUAUAAAUGCAAAGAAAACCACAACAACACAUUUAAAAUUAGUACUCUUCACUUAUUAUGAAAAAAAAUAUAACAAAAAAAGAAAAAAACAAAAAAUAAACAAGAUCAUUAAUGUGAAAAUUGCAUGAAAAUAAAAAGAAAUAUACCAAAAAAUAACAACAACAAAAUACAACAAAAAUACUAUAAAAUAUAAUAACAAUUGAGGCAAAACCGAUAAAUAUAGCUGAAAGUAAAGUACAGAGUAACUGGUUACAAUAAAAACAAAAAGAGUAUAUAACAUUAAAAUAUAUUAUGUAUACAAAGGAAUCCCAAAGAAAGAAUAAUAAUAAUAAAACAAACUAAAUAACUAAAACCCUACCGUUUCGAUAUAACAUUUUUAACAACCAUCUCUUAGCAGACGUAAAACCUGAACACAGGGGCGAUCCACUCAAAUGACCCGCAAAACCAACUGCAACCGAAAGAAAGAUAAAAUGAAAGAAAGUGAGGACAGCUGCAAUUCCUACGACACUCCCUACCAUCCACUGUUUAGAAGUAUUUCAAAAUAGUUGGAUUUUUUUGGAUUUCUCUUUCGUAAAAAUAAUUUUUAAUGAUUUAUUUUACUCUAAAAAGUUACUUUAUAUCUUCAAAUUAUUCAGUUUUUAGUAAAGACAUAUUCAUUUAAAGGCCCCAUCUAACUAAAUAACUUUCUCACUCUCUUGAGACCUUUCCCCACCCCACAUAAAAAAAUAAAGAAAAUAAAAGAAACAAAUUUUUUAAAAAAUCUAUAAAAUCGAAUAAAAAGCUUAAUCUCUUAAAUGGCAUACUAAGCUUUAUAACUAACCCCCUUUUACCAUCCACUUAACUAGUGCUAGUCUUAAGUGUAAGAAGCAAAUAAAAACCAAACCCAACCAAAAACAAAAUGAUUAUAAAAUUAAACAUGAAAUGUUAUAAAGUUUUGCUACAGAUGAAGCAGUCUCUAAAUAAUAGUUUAAUGGAAAAUGUUAUACUUAAAUAUAUAUUAUAAAUAUAUUAUUAUAAAAUAAAAUACAUUUAUUAAAUGAAUUUAAAAGUAAAGCAAAGUCAUAGGCAAUUCUGGUUGAAUGUUCCCCAAAUAAAAGUGGGUUACCCUUGUCGUCUGAACUAACCUAACCGAACAAUUGUAUAACCUUUUUUCAUAUAGAUUUCCUAUUAAUUUUGCAAUUGUUUUAAUACAUUCCAUAAUUAUUUCAGCAUAAAUUGUAAAAAUUAAGCAUUAUAUUUAAUUGAAAGUAAAAAAACUCCGAACAAGUUGCGAUGAAGUUACUUCUAAAAUUUUAAGAACUUUUAGUAUUCUAAAUGAAGAAUUCCAACAACUUGUUUGCAACAUAGAUUUCGAAAAGAAUUUUCUAGUGCAUGUUUUACAAUACAUUGAAACAAAUUACAAAAAGCAAAACAAAGCAAUUAGUUAAGUAGUGAAAUAAAAUGCUGCAGCUUGCAUUAAGCAAAAUAUGUAAACACGAGUUGUGAGAUAACUCAAUUUUUUGGAGCAGUCGCGGGCAGCCGUAAAACUUAAGAAUAAAUUAAUUAAAAAAUCCCAUAGCUAUUUGUGAGUUAUAUUAAAUUGGAUUGCUUUGUUUUUAAACAGAAUUUCUACGCACAAAAUUUCACUUCAACAAUUGUUUUUCGACCGGGCAAAGUGUGUUCCCAAAACCGCCGAUAAAUAUUAGUAGUUUAUAUAGGGUAACAAAAGCUAUAAAAAAUAUAUAAAUUUAAAAAAAAGUAUAAAAUAUAUAUAAAUAUAAAAACUGCCAAGUAAAUGUUUGACCCUCUAGCGCGUGUAUUCAAAUUUUCAAAUGUUUAUGUAGAAAAAUUGGAUUUAGAAUCUUUAAAUUUCAAUUUAAUUCAUUAGAUAUCGGCCAAUAAAAAUUUAUUUGCACCAAAUGCUUGCAGAUCCAAACGGUUGCAUACUUUGUUGCACAAUCUAUUAGCAUGCGGCAACUACUAGAACACACUUGAAAAACAUAUUUAACAAGAAUAUAUAUGUAUAAACUGCCAUUUUUUACACCAAGUGUAUGGAAAAAAAAAAGAACAAAGAAACAAACACGAUUCAUGUGACUCUUUUGUGUGUAAACAGACAACUUACGUAAUUAGCACAAGGCAACUACAAUAAAUGUACAAUAAUUCUCAAAACGCAUCUUUUACUUUAUUCAGCAAUUUCACAACAAUCUACAAUUAGUUAACUAAUGCUCACAGCUUUGGAAACACUUGAGAGAUAGAUGCUGCUGAUAUUUCUAAGACCAGUUUUGAAACUGGUUCGAAAAAAUUCUUUUUCAAAAUGUGGCAGAUGUUUCUUUGGAAUUGUUUGACCAAUUUAAUAAACUAGUUCCACGUUAAAAAUUGACUAUGAAUUGUUCCAAAUGAACUUUUCAAUUAGUUCGUUUAGUUUCAGUUCAUUCGAUUUUUCAAAUCUACUCAAGUUGCCACGACACGACUGAGUAUUCAUGAUAGAUAAAAAGACACUGCCACGCCCACACAAUUUGGCAAGUAUUCGAAAGAUUCCAACGGAAGAAAAGCGUGAAGUAUGCAAUUUUUGGAUCAUUAUUUGCCCGAGACCUCUCUCACAACACGUGCAAAGCAGCGAAAAAUAGAAAAAAAAAAUGUUUU
Messenger RNA from Drosophila innubila, 5237 nucleotides. It is a transcript of the gene nrv3, whose product is annotated as sodium/potassium-transporting ATPase subunit beta-2. The coding region runs from base 510 to 1445 and encodes 311 amino acids. NCBI's taxonomy places the organism in Eukaryota, Metazoa, Arthropoda, Insecta, Diptera, Drosophilidae. The record is from RefSeq and is a predicted model, not a curated record. Gene Ontology annotation, cellular component: sodium:potassium-exchanging ATPase complex. The transcript is spliced from 8 exons. Gene Ontology annotation, biological process: intracellular potassium ion homeostasis; sodium ion export across plasma membrane; potassium ion import across plasma membrane. Gene Ontology annotation, molecular function: ATPase activator activity.